UGGUUAGCAUAUUUCAAUCAGAGUCACGUGAAGUGAAAAGUAUUAAAUAUCAUGGUUCUCCUUUUCCGGUCCUUGAUCGCUUUGUGCCAAAGAUGUACCGAGCGGGAGUGGGUAGGUAGUUUUCUUGUACAAGUAAAAGAAAGAAAAUUGUUGGGAAGAAUGUGCCGGUGCCAUAGUAGAUAAGAGUCCAGCAGAAAGUUCAAAUUUGGAAUCUAACUCAUUCUAAAUAAGUAAAAUUCGAACUACAUCGAGAGAAAAAUAACGAGGAUUGAGCUUACCAAUUACCGAGCCCUCCCCGUAUGGGAUAGGUUUGAUUGGAACGACCCGCAGCUCCCUCGCAGCGCCGACAGUUCUACUUCAGAUCUGCUGAAAUUCCGUUGAAUUUGAUAUCUAAGGAAAUCUUAUUGCUUCCAUAUAAGCUAUUAGCCUCAAAGUAUUUUGGCCAUGGCAAUUUCCCAUCUGGAUCGAGAGACAGCUUCACCGGUUUUGUUCAUCGUAAGUGUGCUCGCCAUUCAAAUUCUCGGUAUUGCGGCGAUGGUGUUGACUGGCACAUGGAUGAAGCAUUAUUUGGGUGGAUUCGCUUGGGACGGCACAGGCCUCGAGUUUGAUUACCAUCCUCUCUGUAUGGUGAUAAGUCUGGUAUUUCUGUACAGCGAAGCCAUGAUUGUGUUCAGAGUGUUUCGACGUGAGAACAAAUUCGUCGUCAAGUUGGUUCACUUUGUUCUUCAGCUGGUAGCCUUUGCAAUCGCAGUUUGGGGUUUGAAGGCAGUGUUUGGUUUCCACAACCACAUGAAAUAUGCAAACCUGUACAGUCUGCAUAGCUGGUGUGGUCUGACUACAGUUAUUCUUUUUGGCUGUCAGGUUUUGUUUGGUUUUGUGAGCUUCCUGUUUCCCAAGUUACCUGGUGGUCUCCGUGCAGUGUAUCUGAAAGUUCAUGUUUUCUUUGGAGUGUUUAUUUUCAUAUUGGCUAUUGGAACCUGUCUCAUGGGAAUUACUGAGGAACUUUCCUUCCUUCCUAGUUCCAACCCUUAUUCAAAAUUACCAGCUCCAGCACAAGUGGGGAAUACUCUGGGCAUCACGCUUGUUGUUCUAGCUGGUAUUGUUCUGUUUGUGGUGACAAAUGCGGCAUUCAGAAGAGUGGAUGCGGAGGAAGAUCGUCAGGCUUUUAUAAAUGACGGAGAGUAGUUAAAUUAAUUAGCGGUAAUCUAUGAAGUUGCCAAGUGUCCCCUAGACAUUCUAGCGCACUAAGAAGGUGCCCAGUGUCCCCUAGACAUUCUAGCGCAGUAAGGUGCCAAGGGUCAAACGCGCACUAAGAAGGUGCCAGGUGUCCCCUAGACA
This is a messenger RNA of Orbicella faveolata, 1338 nucleotides long. Its product is annotated as ferric reductase SjCytb561-like. Lineage: Eukaryota; Metazoa; Cnidaria; Anthozoa; Scleractinia; Merulinidae. The record is from RefSeq and is a predicted model, not a curated record. Gene Ontology annotation, molecular function: oxidoreductase activity.